Molecule: messenger RNA, 1249 nt
Organism: Plectropomus leopardus (leopard coralgrouper)
Lineage: Eukaryota; Metazoa; Chordata; Actinopteri; Perciformes; Serranidae
Gene: twist2
Product: twist2
Biological process (GO): regulation of transcription by RNA polymerase II; developmental process
Molecular function (GO): protein dimerization activity; DNA-binding transcription factor activity, RNA polymerase II-specific; RNA polymerase II transcription regulatory region sequence-specific DNA binding
Source: RefSeq, a predicted model, not a curated record
AACUUCCUGCGUGAGGAGAAGCGUGCCAACCUCCAGUUUGAAAUCAGUCUCUUCUCAAGCGAGAGGCGCAGAGCGCAAGACCUCUUGAAAUAAUCCACCUCAUCUUUACGGAUAUCUACACAUUUUCUUGUAACCACGGCUUCAAAGGUGGACAGCGUGUUUUCCGCUCUAUCCCUGCAUUUCUUCAAGAAAGAAAUGGAAGAGGGCUCCAGUUCUCCGGUCUCCCCUGUGGAUAGUCUGGUGACCAGCGAGGAGGAGCUGGACAGACAGCAGAAACGCUUCGCGAGGAAGAGGAGACACAGCAAAAAGUCGAGCGAAGACAGCAGCGGCAGCAGCCCGGGGCCGGUGAAACGGGGGAAGAAACCGAGUCCGAGUAGCAACCAGUCGUACGAGGAGCUGCAGAACCAGCGGGUCUUGGCCAACGUGCGGGAGCGGCAGCGGACUCAGUCUCUUAACGAGGCCUUUGCGUCUUUACGCAAAAUCAUCCCCACGCUGCCGUCGGACAAAUUGAGCAAGAUACAGACGCUGAAGCUCGCCUCCAGAUACAUUGACUUUCUGUGUCAGGUGCUGCAGAGCGACGAGAUGGACAACAAGAUGUCCAGCUGCAGCUACGUUGCGCACGAAAGACUCAGUUACGCGUUCUCCGUGUGGAGGAUGGAGGGCGCUUGGUCUAUGUCAGCAUCUCACUAGCAGCCACAGACCUUCACUUAAAUGCCAAAGCGACUGUUUACUUCAACAAAAGACCAAAGGGAUUAUUGAAGAACCCAUCGACCUCAAAGGCAUGGCGGGGAGACGUAAUGUGACCCACAAACUCUUGGGGAGUGUGUGUUGUGUGUGUGUGUGUGUGUGUGUGUGUGUGUGUGUGUGUGUGGAUGCAGAUUCAUCAUCACACUGCCUCUGACUGUCUGGAGCUGUUUGUGGCAGAGAAGAGAGAGAGGGGGGGAAAAGGAGACAGACCUGCAAUGUGUAUAGCUCGGCCUGCAACCAAAGCCAUCCUUUAAAAAAGAAGGAUAUAUAUUUUGUUUUUCAAAGACUUUAAAACCAAAGUAUAAAUAUAUAUAAAAAAUGCAUAUUGUACAUACCUGUGUACCUAUAGCCUGUAAAAGGGACCAAUGCAAUUUAGAGUCUUUUGCUGCAUGGAUUUAUUUCACCGACUUUCUUUAGUGUCCAGACUCCGUCCAAUGUACUUUUUUUUGUUUGUUUUUUUGUUUUUGCUUAUUUAUUAAAACACAUAUUUUUGAACUAAAAA